AUGUCACCAUCGGCGGUGGCCAUCGCGCUCAUCAGCUCCGCGGAGUACUGCUCCCACGUGGCUGUCCUGAGCCCUCCCUCCAGCUGCAGGCGCCCGUUCUUCUCGAAGCACAUCCGAGUGCAGUCUGACAAGAAGGGCGGCGACUUACUGGCCAAGCGAGUCUCUUCCUCGAAAGGGCCCCGGUGCCAGAGACGGCCCGAACUCGCUUUGAUCGGCGACCGUGGUUUCGACUCCUUCGAGGUCCAGAAGGGCCCUGAUUCCCCUGAGCUCCCAGGACCUCGCGCCUCCUGGAUGCCCCAAAGCAAAGCGCCGCCCGCGCUCCACCUGAUGACGUACGCAGUCCCGAGGACCACGCCCAAAGAGGUCCUGGACGCGCGCGGGCGCUUUCGCGCCAAGACGGGCCUGGGCGAGGCAGACUGGCGCCCGCGCCCGUGGCGCAACCAGAGAGCCGAUGACUGGGCUCAGCGCGGGCACUCUUCGGAGCGCGCAGCCCGGCUCCAGGCGAUGUGCUGCGAGGCAGCGCGAGCCGACGGCUACGCGGUGACCUACUUCGACCUGGUCCAGUGUUUCGAGUGGGUCACUCACGAGAAGGCUUGGGCGGCGGCAAAACGGUGGGGCUUCAACCCCAUCAUCAUGCGAGUCGUCCUGAGGAUUCCCAGCAUGGCGCGGCGCAUCGUCCUCGACGGGUGCUACACGACGGGCAAGGCGUGGCAGCGGGGCAUCGUGGCGGGCAGCCGCUACGCGCCUUUCUGCCUCAAGAUGGUGAUCAUCCUGGAACUGGACGACCUGGUCUACCGGUUCCCCUGGGCAGACACCUGCAUAUUCUUCGACGACCAUGCCAUGGCCACGCACGGCCUCAGGGAGUUCGUCCAGCUGGACCUGGCAGUCUCACGCGGCGCGGAGGGCAAGACGGUCGCCCUGACCUCCAACACCGCGCUGGGCGACAUUAUCAACGCGAGCUGCAGGCGCCUGGGGGCACGCGCCGCCACGCACGAGAAGCACCUCGGCGCGACCUCGGCGGCUGGCAGGCGACGCCGAGUUGGAGCCAUCAAGAAGCGCGCGCUGAAGUUUGCGGCGAGGCAGUCGCGGAUUGCAGCAGUGCGAGGGGCAGGAGAAACAACACAGAAGCUGGUGCGCCAUGCCAAGGUGCCAGCGCUGCUCUACGGCUCGGCAACGGUGGGCAUGGCGGACUCCACGCUGCAGGAGCUGCGGACGAGCGUGGCCACCGCAAUGCCAGGCUGCACCAAGGGGAGAUCCACCAACCUUACGCUGCUGAGCGACGACGUGGAUCCAGGAUGCCUCGUGAACAGCGGGCCCAUCAUCGCCUGGGCGACUGCGUGGCAGGAGGCCAACACCGACGAGCAGCUAAUGGAGCGGCUGCAGAUCGCAUGGAGGACGUGGGUCAUGAGGGUGGCUGAGAGCAAGGCCGCCUACAGCAUCACGGUCGGCGGGAAGCUGUACGACCUGCGCUACAUGUUGCUGCAAGGGCUUUACCAGCUCGUGCGCACGGCGACGCAGAAGCAGCUGAAGCACGGGUGGGUGCAGCACUGGGGCCAGAUCCACGGCAUCGAAGACAUCUUCAUCGAGCCCGUGCGGGCGCUGCUACGAAGGCACGCCUCCAUGCGAAAAGGGCGGCGCCAGAUGACAUUUGCAGAACAUGCUGGUCGGCAGCAUGUACAGAUCGUCACCGUACUUUUGUCUGUCCAGCUCGACAUGCACAUCGAGAGCGAGUUGGAGGCCGACACAUCGUUCAACGUGGAGCUAAACUUGUGGAACCUCGAGUCAUGCGACGCGUGGCUCACCGAGGGCGAAAGGCACGGUUUAGCGACGGGUAACAUCUACACCGACGGCUCGUUGCAGUUCGGCGACUUCGCACCGCUGCGGCGCGCAGGCUGGGGAUUCAUACGCAUCGAUGACGACCUCGAGCUGGAGUACGGCCGCAAUGGACACAGUAUUCUACGAGCUGAAUUGUACGCAAUGCUGCAGGCGAUCAAAGUUGCCGCGCCGCCGCUGCGUAUCUUCACGGACGGCCAGAACGUACUGGACGGCCUCGCCAAGGGGCCGCAGGCGCUGGAUCGAAGGAGCCGCAAGCACCAAGACUUGUGGGACAACAUCUGGGCCGCUGUCGACGACACCGGUGGCGUCGGCCCGAGGACGGUUUCUUUUUGCAAGGUGAAGGCCCCACGCCGCGAGGGCUGA
Messenger RNA from Prorocentrum cordatum, 2199 nucleotides. The record is from the annotation of a GenBank genome assembly. Lineage: Eukaryota; Dinophyceae; Prorocentrales; Prorocentraceae.